This is a messenger RNA of Podarcis raffonei (Aeolian wall lizard), 3675 nucleotides long. RefSeq names its product mucin-2-like. The record is from RefSeq and is a predicted model, not a curated record. The transcript has 23 exons. NCBI's taxonomy places the organism in Eukaryota, Metazoa, Chordata, Lepidosauria, Squamata, Lacertidae. The annotation marks the transcript as partial.
ACCGCCACUCCCACAACCACCAGCACUGACUCGCCUGUCACGACUACCACCACUCCCACCACCAGCACCACUGACUCACCAGUCACAACCACCGCCACUCCCACAACCACCAGCACUGAAUCGCCUGUCACGACUACUGCCACUCCCACCACCACCAGCACUGACUCGCCAGUCACAACCACCGCCACUCCCACAACCACCAGCACUGACUCACCUGCCACUCCCACAACCACCAGCACUGACUCGCCUGUCACCACUGACUACCGCCACUGCCACAACCACCACACUGACUCGCCUGUCACGACUACCACCACUCCCACCACCAGCACCACUGACUCACCAGUCACAACCACCGCCACUCCCACAACCACCAGCACUGAAUCGCCUGUCACGACUACUGCCACUCCCACCACCACCAGCACUGACUCGCCAGUCACAACCACCGCCACUCCCACAACCACCAGCACUGACUCACCUACGACUACCGCCACUCCCACAACCACCAGCACUGACUCGCCUGUCACCACUACCGCCACUCCCACAACCACCAGCACUGACUCGCCUGUCACCACAACCACCAGCACUGACUCGCCUGUCACCACUACCACCAUUCCCACAACCACCAGCACUGACUCGCCUGUCACCACUACCGCCACUCCCACAACCACCAGCACUGACUCGACGACCGCCACUCCCACAACCACAAGCACUGACUCGUCUGUCACCACUACCGCCACUCCCACAACCACCAGCACUGACUCGCCUGUCACCACUACCACCAUUCCCACAACCACCAGCACUGACUCGCCUGUCACCACUACCGCCACUCCCACAACCACCAGCACUGACUCGACGACCGCCACUCCCACAACCACCAGCACAGACUCGCCAGUCACAACUACCGCCACUCCCACAACCACCAGCACUGACUCGCCUGUCACCACUACCGCCACUCCCACAACCACCAGCACUGACUCGCCUGUCACCACUACCACCAUUCCCACCACUACCGCCACUCCCACAACCACCAGCACUGACUCACCUGCCACCACUACCGCCACUCCCACAACCACCAGCACUGACUCGCCUGUCGCCACUCCCACAACCACCAGCACUGACUCGUCUGUCACCACUACCGCCACUCCCAGCACUGACUCGCCUGUCACCACUACCACCAUUCCCACAACCACCAGCACUGGCUCGACGACCGCCACUCCCACAACCACCAGCACUGACUCGUCUGUCACUGACUCGCCUGUCAACACUACCGCCACUCCCACAACCACCAGCACUGACUCGCCUGCCACCACUACCGCCACUCCCACAACCACCAGCACUGACUCGCCUGUCACGACUACCGCCACUCCCACAACCACCAGCACUGACUCGCCUGUCACGACUACCGCCACUCCCACAACCAGCACCACAGACUCGCCAGUCACAACUACCGCCACUCCCACAACCACCAGCACUGACUCGCCUGUCACCACUACCGCCACUCCCACAACCACCAGCACUGACUCACCUGCCACCACUACCGCCACUCCCACAACCACCAGCACUGACUCGCCUGUCACGACUACCGCCACUCCCACAACCACCAGCACUGACUCGCCUGUCACCACUACCGCCACUCCCACAACCACCGCCACUCCCACAACCACCAGCACUGACUCGCCUGUCACCACUACCGCCACUCCCACAACCACCAGCACUGACUCGCCUUUCACCACAACCGCCACUCCCACAACCACCACUCCCACAACCACCAGCACUGACUCGCCUGUCACCACUACCACCAUUCCCACAACCACCAGCACUGACUCGACGACCGCCACUCCCACAACCACCAGCACUGACUCGCCUGUCACCACUACCGCCACUCCCACAACCACCAGCACUGACUCGCCUGUCACCACUACCGCCACUCCCACAACCACCAGCACUGAAUCGCCUGUCACCACUACCGCCACUCCCACAACCACCAGCACUGACCACUGCCUCACCAGCCACAUCUACCACCACUCCCACAACAACAACCUCGCCUGCCACUACUACCACCACCACACCCACAACCACCACCACCACCACAUCGCUUACCACUACCAGCUCCGCCACGCCACCAAAACGUGUGAAAAUGGGGGAACACAUGAUGGCAUCAAAUGUUUGUGCCUUAGCAAUUUCUAUGGGCCGAAGUGUGAGUUCCCAGUUGAAGACAUGCCUUUUGAAGUGGAAAGUGUGCCCGUGACAAUUGAAGUCCAAGUGAAAAUCACCAACAAGGAGUUCGUUCCAGAGCUCGAGAACCAAGAGUCGGAAGAGUAUAAGAACUUGGAAGAGGAAUUUAAGAUGCAGAUGGACAAUGUUUAUCAGGGCGUCUCUGGAUACCAAGGUGUGGUGAUCUUAAAACUGCGGAAAGGCAGCAUUAUCGUGGACCACGAAGUCAUCAUUAAAGCUGUAAUAAACAACGAUGUGAACAUCAUUGACAAAACUGUCCAGAAUUUGACCGAGGCCGUGCGGAAGCAGCUGACUGCCGUCAACUCCACUCAGAAGGAAUGCAAUAUGGGGAACUCAUCAUUUUGCUUUUCAGCUCCACCUGACCCUAUUCUGAGCGCAAGCACAAAUUUUUCAGCUGAAGCCGCUUGCAGAAAAAACAUCGAUCCCAGAUAUGCAGACUACUAUUACCCCGAUAACUCAACAGGCACGCUGCGCUGUAUCUCCGACUGCACCAAGAACACCAAAAACACCGUGAACUGCAACAAUGGCUUAUGUAGCAUAUCUGAAAGAGGCCCUUACUGCAGGUGCAAUGAUGUGGAGUCCUUUUGGUACAUGGAUGAUCGCUGCCAAACACCGAUCCGAAAGAGCGAUGUCGGCUUUGGGGUUGGGCUGGCUGUCCUCGCAGUGAUCAGCAUCGUCCUGGCGAUGUUCCUCCUCAGAGCCAGACGGAGGAAGUCUCGUUCUAGCUUCUCUGACGAUGCGGAGGCUUGGUAUGAGGAAGAUGAGGAAGAGUGGAAGCCCUCAGGAGGUCUGACCAUCAUGAAUGAAGGAGCUGCCAAUGAAGAAAGCCAAGACAGAAACAGGAGUUUCCAGGUCUCUCUGGACUCGGUUGAUACGACGACACAGUUGCAGUUCCAAAAACCAACAACACUGACCAAUUGUUGAUCCCAUCCUGGAACACAUCCUGGAAAUUCGACUGAAUUACAUCAAGGACCCUGAAAGCCCAACGCUAAUAGCCAGGCUAUAUUACAGUUGUCUACAUUCCUUCCUGGGAGAGAGGUUCGGGGCUUGGUAUCGUCAGUAUGAUGAAGACACCCAGCUCUGUUUCUCCUUUCCGCCUAAAUCCAAGGAAGCUUGUCUCAGUUCUGGAGCAGAAUCUGUCAUCAGUAGUGGACCAGAGGAAGGUGAACAAACGGAAACUUAAUCCGGACAUGACAAAGGUGCUCUUGGUCAGUCAGAAGACAGAACAGGGAAUAGGGAUCUUGGAAACUGGUUGUUGUUGUUUUUUGAUGACUGCUCCCAGACUUUGAAACUCCCUCCAUACAGAACUUAAGACUUGCUCUCUCCUUGCAUAGCUGUCAGCUUACAGAUUUGAAAAUAAGGGACCAGCAGCCUCGAAAAUAAGGGAUCAGCAGCCAAAAUAAGGGAUUUUCCAAGCACAGGUAUGUUCAACUUCUGAGC